Ogataea angusta is the source of this 2796-nucleotide messenger RNA. RefSeq lists its product as uncharacterized. The transcript has a single exon. Lineage: Eukaryota; Fungi; Ascomycota; Pichiomycetes; Pichiales; Pichiaceae. Bases 1 to 2796 code for a protein of 931 amino acids. The record is from RefSeq and is a predicted model, not a curated record.
AUGGCAUCCGCAGAAAUCGCAGACCUGUUGACGCCGUCGCCCUCGAAGUCGACCAAGACCGGCGUCGUGACCCAAUUGAAGCGUGUGGCCAGCGCGUCCAAGGACAAUAUCUGGGUUUCUCCGUUCCGUCCUAAGGGAAGGAGCCCACGAGCAGCAUCCAAGCAGGACAAGACGAAGGAAAAUGAGACGGUGGCGGAGCCGGCCUCAGAGCAGAAAUCUGACGCCGAGUCCGAGACACGGGCGGAAAAGCAGGAAGAAGCCGUGGAGGCAGACAAUGCCCAAAAGCCACAGACAGAGACGACACAAGGUGGGUCUGCAGAACCCGAGACCGAGCCUGUUGCAGACACUGCGUCCGAGGAGGCCCUUCAGGAGCCGAGCGGCGACGUGGUGGAGGACGAGGAGCCCAUCGAGCCCAUCGGCGAGACUGAGCCGCUUGCUGCGCCCGUCGACGAGGUCGAGGCCACCUUCGACAAGCCCAAGAUGCUCAAUCGGUACAAGGAGAACAAGCUUCUUGCGUCGCAGGCACUGAACAACACACAGGUGCAGAAUAUGGACCGGGUGCUGAAUCUCGGUGCUGGCCUGAAGCUGACGGAGGCCCAGAUCUACGAAAUUGCUAAAAAGAGAGUUGCUCCUGUUUUGAAGCAGGUGGACGAGCAGGUGCAGGAGAACCUCAAACGGGACGAGCUUCGUGCUGUGGAGGAAGAGGAGAAGUUUGUCAAGAAGGACGAGUCGAAGCUCGCCAAGGAGCUCAAGAAAUACACUGCUUCCAUCGAGAAGGAGAACGCUGCCAUUGUGGCCUCGUUUGCCAAGCCGAUGAAGAAACUCGACGACGACAUGGCCGCCAGCAAGAAGGCGUACGAGCAGUACAUUGCCGACGUGAAGGCCAAGAUCGAGCAGGACGCCGUCGACUACGAGGAGGCCGAGAAACAGGCAGCCGAGAAGCACGUGACCGACAAGGAGGAGCUGCACAAACGGGCCGAGCAGCGCAAGCAGGAGCUGACAGAGGCGCUGGCGCACGCCAAGGAGCAGCAGGAGGUCGAGACUCAAAAGGAGAAGGAAGUGCGCGCUUUGGGCGAGGAGUACAAGCAGAAGGCGGACGAGGCAGAGAGCCAGCUGAGCGAGAAGGAGAAGGAGCUUGAGGACAAAAUUGCUCUUCUGGAGGGGCAUGUUUCGUCGAAAUACGAGAAACAGGGUGUCAUUGCGGGCGCCACGAGAAAGAAGCUCGAGGCGGAGCGCAAGGUUGCGAUUAUUGGUGCUCAGCACGCGCAGGCCAAGGGCAAUGUCGACAAAUUGCAGGAGCACGUCAAUUUGAUCCAGAGCCACGUGGACCAACACAAGGCCAAGAAGGAGUAUCUGAGCACCGAGGGCCAGAAACAGCUGGACGAGAAGCGCAGUGCAGCAGAAAAGGCAGUGGAGGACUGGGAGCUUGAGAAACAGCAGAUGAGAACCGAGGAGGCCAGAAGGCAGGAGCGGUUGCGCAUUGAGGCCGAGGCCGAGCGCAAGCGGCUGGCCGAGGAGGAGGAGAGAAGAAAGGAGGAGGAGCAGAAGCAGAAGGAAGCUGAAGCGCUUGCUGCCAAGCAGAAGGAGCAGGAGGAGAAGGAGGAGAAGGAGAAGGAAGAGCAGGAGAAACAGCGGAGUGCCAUCGGCGUUGGUGUUGGUGCCGCUGCAGGCGUUGCCGGUGCCGAGGUUCUGUCCGACGCUGGGAGCAAGAGCGUUUCUGGCAUCACGGGUCCUCAGCUCGGAGAUGUUUCAGCUCAGAAAUCAGUUGAUCCCAGACCUGCUUCGGGAGCAGAAAUUCCUGCCUCCACUCAGCCAAAGGAGAGUGCUGCUUUCAGUGCUGAGAAAGUUCCUGAAGUUGUUGCCGGUGACAAUCUGAACAACACCGUGACAGACUCCCCUAAGGAAGUUUCCAAAAACGUUUCGAAGGACCUUGCUGACGACGUGUCCAAAGAUGUCUCCAAAGAUGUCUCCAAGGGCGACGUCAAGGACGCUUCUGUGGAUGCCGCUGUUGCCGAACCCGCUGGCGUCGCUGGCUCGCCACCGUCCACUGAGUCCAGCAAAAAAAGCAAAUCCAAGGUCCCCUCUGAGGUGAUCACCACGGUGACCGCCACGGGAGCCGCCGCCGACAUCGCCGCUGCCGCCAUUGACGCUGCCGGCAUUGACGCCGUCACAGAGCAACUCGAAAAAGGCGCUGACGUGGCCGACAUCGCCAAGCUCGCAGAAACGAAAGGACCCGUCGAGCCUAUCCAAGAGGAGCCAGAAGCCAAGAACGGCACCACAAUUGCGUCUGCCUCGACUCCGAGCGCCGUUGUGGCCCCAGUUGCUGUCUCUGCCGCUAGCUCUCCCAGCACCCCUAAAAAGGCGGACUCGCUGGAGCAGACGAAGACCCCUGAGUCCAAGACAAAAUCAAAGUCGAGAGCCAACUCGUUGACCAAGAAGCUGUUCCCGCUGUCAAGAAGCAGCAGCAAGAAACGCGAGGCGCAGAAACAGGAGCCUAAACAGGAGCCGAAACAGGAGCCUGCAACCAGCAAGACCCCGGAGCCAGCAAGGACCGUUCCGCCAGUCGCAUACAAGUCGCUGGACCCUGCUGCCUCCAAAGAGUCUCCUCCGGUGACGGAUCAUGGCGACGGUGACAUCGACUCGAUCGACGUCCGGUCGCAAGCCAAGCCGGUGUUCACAGAGGUGGUCGACAACGACGACUACCAGGAGGUGGUCACUUAUGAGACGAUCGACUCGGCCGAGUACGAGAAAAACAAGCACGAUCCAAACUACAUGAAGGUGCCUGCGAACGAGUAA